AUGUCUCUUCGUCGCAGCAACACUCAAAUGUCCGAGCAGGCUACCAAAUUUGCCGAGCGAAUAGGCGAAGUAAUCCUGAAAACUGUUGAAUUAGCUAUUGCCAUGUCUCGUCUCCAGGAUGAAGCUACCCAAAAAUCACCACCAGAAGCAGAAGCCAAGCCUUCACCAAAAUCAAAGAAACGUAAAACUUCAAAGGAUCCCUCAGCCGUGGCCCCAAAUCAAGCAGAACCUAGCCGGGUGGCAGCACCACCAGCCAAGAAGUACACUAUGGAUUCAUCAGGCACUGGUGAGUCGGACACUACGGGCCCUAUGCCCGUCGUAUCAGACGACCUAGUAUCAUCAGAGCAUGAGAUACACACUUCAGAUGUUACCAGCACGGAUGAGGAUGAUUUCCAGCCCUUCGCGCUACCCGAUGCUGUCGACGAGCCCGCUAAUGGCCCUUUUGUCGGGGACUUACCGCUCGUGGAGAUCCCUGCUCCCAUACCUCUGGCCGCUUACCCUGUUCUCGAUAUACUUCUUGACGCCGACGCUGAUGACGACGUCGAUUUAUUUGAUGACGAGCCCCUGGAGGAUGAUGUUGAGGGCGAGGCCCUUAUAGCCGACGGCGAGGGCGAUCAUGCUGUUGCUGAUGCUCAGGCUGAUGCCCCUCUCAUCGCUGAUGUACCUGUUGACCCUCUUGUUGCACCCCUUCUUGACCCUGCGCCUGUGCAGUUUGAUCGUGCACUUUUUGAGGCACAUGCUGACCCACGAGAUGCGCACACCCUGAAUGGGUGGAUUGAUGCUGAUGAUGAGCUUCCACCUAUUCCCCCUCAUACCACCGAUGCACGUCACAUGGAUUUCCCUUUUUCGUUCGCUCAGUACACACCUCCAGCUCGACCUGGAGAGGGUUCCUCUACUCAUCCUUUCGGCCAUGUGCCGACAUCUGUCCCAGUUAUACCACAGUUUCCUUCUGCUAUUCCCCCUGUUCCACCAUUCUCUGUGCCACCUUUCGAUCCAGCCAGUGAGCCAUUUCUCUGGACGUCACCACCUGUUAUGCCACCAUCCGACCCCUACCAUCCUUUUCAUAUGGGGUAUUCUAUUGAGGACGUUCUUAUGUCGUUUGUUGUCCAGCAGGAGGCACUGACGCUACGCAUACAGGAGCUCGAGAGAGCUCAGCCACCGCCAUGCCAGUGUCAUGGUCAGACCCACCCUGCUUCUUCGCAGCCCCCUCGACCGUUGUUACCUGACUCUGCUGCACGCCUUUGGGUUUUAGGGUUUGCAGGACUGUUUUCGGUUGAUUGUUUGAAGGAUUUUGGCUGA
This is a messenger RNA of Helianthus annuus (common sunflower), 1299 nucleotides long. RefSeq lists its product as uncharacterized. The coding region runs from base 1 to 1299 and encodes 432 amino acids. The record is from RefSeq and is a predicted model, not a curated record. The transcript has 4 exons. Lineage: Eukaryota; Viridiplantae; Streptophyta; Magnoliopsida; Asterales; Asteraceae.